Penaeus chinensis is the source of this 1443-nucleotide messenger RNA. Its product is annotated as rhodanese domain-containing protein CG4456-like. Gene Ontology annotation, molecular function: thiosulfate-cyanide sulfurtransferase activity. The transcript is spliced from 5 exons. The record is from RefSeq and is a predicted model, not a curated record. Gene Ontology annotation, cellular component: mitochondrion. NCBI's taxonomy places the organism in Eukaryota, Metazoa, Arthropoda, Malacostraca, Decapoda, Penaeidae. Bases 94 to 696 code for a protein of 200 amino acids.
UCGAACACCAAACAUUUCACCAGCUGCACAAGAGAUAACAGCAGAGAUACACCAGAUACAUAUAACGGGAUAUCUGAUUUAACCGUGUUGCUAAUGGAAAAAUACACCACGAGCACGGUGCAUGUCUUCACUGUCAAAUUCGGAUGCCUUAAGGUCACACUUGGUCUCUGGUGUUGUUUGGCAGCGCCUGCAGAGGGCAGCAGUGGGCCCGGGAGUUGGGAGUCGAGUGCCAGUGCUCGCGUCAGACACAACAACCUCGCACGUUGGGAGACUGCGGUCGAGAAUACAGGCGCCAUGAACCGUGGGCAUACAGAAAUCACAUACGACGAAUUGUCAAACAACCUGAAGGACGUCACGGUGAUCGACGUCAGGAAUCGCAUCGAAAUGGAACAGAAUGGACAGAUUCCCGGAUCGCACUGCAUUCCCGUGACGGAAAUCAAAUACGCUUGCACGCUGGACGAAAACAGCUUCAAGAACCGUUACGGAUUUGAAAAGCCCGGACCCGAUGACCCGCUGGUUGUCUGCUGCAAGACAGGCGUCCGCUCGAAGACUGCCUGCGACCUGCUGCAGGCCAAUGGCUUCAAGAGGCACAGAAUUUAUCGUGGAUCCUUUAGCGAAUGGGAAGAAAAGGGAGGAGAGGUGAUAAAACCUGGACAGCCAGUUUUCUAUGACAGCGAGGAAGACGAUUCUUCAUAACAAGUUGCCGACAUGUUAUGGGGGAGGGAGAAGGAGGGGAGAGGAUGGAGAGGGGCGGGUUGGGGGGAGGGGUAAAGAAGGGAGAGAGAAGGGAGGAGAAGAACGGGUUGGAGGAGGAGGGAUAAGUUCAGAAAAUGGAUAGAAGAAAUCAAGGGAAAACGGGAAUGGCAAGAGAGAGAACAACCGAGAUGAAUAAGGGGUCGAACAGAGGUGAAGAAAAAGACCACAGACCAAGGAGAAGAAAAGAGGUCAAGAGAGAAGAUGACAGAGGUCAAGUAGGAGGAGAUAAUAAAGAUCGCAAGAAAGGGGAAGAUAAAGGAGAGAGAACAGUUAAUCCUCUGGAUUCGUCGACUAACUUUUAAACAUAAUCAUUGGCUCAUAAUGAUUGAAUUGCCAGUCCGAUGCUCAAAUCCUCAAAUUUUAAUAUAAUUUCCAAAAUGGUGAUUUUAGGUUUUACGUCAUUGUUUCCUGAUAUUUUAAGGUUAUAGACAGGAACUUAUGGUUAGUCUCAUAAUCCUGCUGUUUCAGAUGUAAUUUAUUAUAUAUAUUUUUCUAUAAAUGGAAUAUAGAUAGCAUAUGUUACACAUACCACCAGUACCUCUAUUCUUGUUUUUAUCAUAUAGUCCUGUAUCUUGUAAGUUGUUUUGCUUUACAUAUAGGUAAAAGUUUUUGUCUAUAUAUAUACAUUAUUUCUACUGUGAAUGGUUGCUAAGAUAACGAACAAGUUGAAAUAUAUACAUGUUUAUU